CUUCGUCUGGUGUGGAUCGUUUGUUGGCAGAGGAGAUGAUAAGAUCGUAACGGAUAUAUCUGCUGCAACACGGCGUUAUCAUUGUCAGACGAGAUAUGGAUAUUCGUCUGUGCAGAGAAGACCGGUGAAAUAUUUUAGUUCUCAUGUUUCAUGUCUGCUGUGUUGCCAGGAACGCUUCUUGGCGAGUUGUUUUUGAGAGAUAGAACGAGUGUGUUAAGAAUGACUUGAAAUUUUUAUUUUUAUACUACGAAUUUUAAAGUUGAUGCUUAAAAUUCAAUUGACUAUUAUAAAGAUAUUUGUUGAACAUAUUAGCUGCUGGAGGAAUUUUGUUUCUUUUUGUGGUGACUGGUGAUUAAAGGAACUGAUGCAAGUCACAGGUAAAUAACGAAUUGAUUGACAAAUCAGUGUGAUUGAUUAGUGAAUAUUUAUAAAGAUGAUGCAUUUUAUUUCCAACAACUUUCUUCCAUAACAGAAUUAUAAGCUAAAUAUUAUAGGCAGCGAUUCUUCAACUUGCUUUGAAAGUGAUUAUCUGUGAGUGUUUUAGGUUAAAUUAUAUGUAAAUAUCAUUCUAAAAUCAGUGAAAGUUAAUAGACUGAAUAUCGUUUUUAUUGAUUAUUUCGAAAUCGAUGGAUUUUGUUUUCAAACUGUGAAUUAAUGUGUUAAUCUGCUUACAUACUUUUCAAAUUACAGUAGCUGUCUCUGAUGAUAUAGUACCGCAAUGAAACUAAUGGCAGCAUCUGUGCUUCCUCUGUCUACGGUGCGACCGCGUUUUGAACACCGGUCGUUCUCCGUCCCAGUGUCAUUCGCUGCCGGCGUUCUGAUUGGAAUCCCUCUUACUUACUUCAUUUUGAUUCUCACAGUGGAUAACCCUUAUACAUCUCAUCGGGCUUGGGUGGAUGGCGGUUCACGACGAUUUAGCAUUUCUCAUAGCCCUGUGGCGUCUUUGUUUAGACUACCUUCUGUAAGUUCUACAUCCGAUUCUAGGAAGACGGACUUAACAAAAGAUCUUCCUUUGAUCUCCAGUAUUCUAGUCAAACCAGACAGAAAAGUGAGGAUUAUUCCAAGCCACAGCAGUGAUUUAUUGGUGAAAUCCGUUAGCAGCAACAACGAAUCGACUAACGUAUCAAAGCCAUUCAAAUUAGAUGAUAUCGUGGAUGGUGUCUAUUGGACAGCACUUUCUGAGAGAUUUGUCCCCAGAGGUUUCGAUGAUUAUGAUAUUAAACUCUGGAAAAGGUUUCUGAAUUCAACUGAUGUCCUAAAAGUUGAAGAAGGAUGUGGUCGGAUGCAAAACCGAUUAGUCACAUUAGCAGAGGGUGGCAAAUCUUGUUGCCGCUACAGGCAUAACAACGAUCAAAUUCAAGGUGAGAUUUUCUCUUUCUACCUUGGAAGACUCUUGGGGAUAAGGAACCUAUCCCCAUCUUCUUUGGCUUUAGUGGAUGCCAGAACAAGACGCUGGUCAUCUGCUGCCUCCCAGAUAGCACUUGCACAGUGGAGUUCGGAACGACCUGUGGUGCUUACACAAUUCGUGGAGAAUCUUCAACCUGCCUACAUUCCUCAACAUUUUCGUGAAAAAGAUAAAAGAAGGUUGCAUCCAAUAUUUCAAGAUCUGGGCAAUCUCACGGCUAGUGAUAUAUCUGAACUUGUGCAGUGGACAGAUCUAGUAGUCUUCGAUUAUCUGACUGCCAACUUGGAUAGAGUGGUCAACAAUCUUUACAAUGAACGGUGGAACCCAGGUAUGAUGAAACAACCUACGCAUAAUCUUGCUAAAACUCCUGAAGGCCUUCUCCUAUUUCUGGACAACGAAUCUGGCCUCUUACAUGGGUAUAGACUGUUAGAGAAAUAUGAGCAUUUCCACAGAGCUUUGCUAGAUGGUCUAUGUGUCUUCAAAAAAGAUACUGUGGAUGCUGUGGACAAAUUGCACCAUGGCAACGUUGGACACUUGUUGAAGAAAUCUUUCCUGGAAAACGACCCAGGUAUGUUUGAUUGGCUACCUUUCUUACCUGACAGAAGUUUAAAAACUCUGAGAAAGAGGAUAGCUCAUGUGCAUGAACACAUAAGGACGUGUAAAUCCAGGUUCGCACCGGAUUCGGUGGUCUUGGAAGCGCCAAUAAUUAAUUAGUGAUAAUUUAUUACAUUUCAUGUAAUAAUUACAUUAUUUGAUGUAAAUAAUCCAAGCCAGUCACAAGAAAGUGUCCUAAAUACAGAACCAAAGGAAUUGAAAACUUCAAAAGGCGAGUCAUUGAUUUUAAAAUUUCAAAUUAUUUCUCUUGUGUCUCUUGAGAACUUAAAUGUAGUCAGUGAGUUUUAUGAAUGAUGCUAGUGAAAAUUUUCGUAAUUUUCUUAGAAGCUGUAUAUUUUAAAUGCUGUAUAUUUGUAAAUAAUUAAGACAAUAUUUCUCUAUUCAUAAUUCAUUUGAUGUUCUGAAAAUAAUUAAAUAUCA
Molecule: messenger RNA, 2440 nt
Organism: Argiope bruennichi
Lineage: Eukaryota; Metazoa; Arthropoda; Arachnida; Araneae; Araneidae
Product: extracellular serine/threonine protein kinase four-jointed-like
Exons: 1
Coding region: 719-2119 (466 amino acids)
Biological process (GO): cell-cell signaling
Source: RefSeq, a predicted model, not a curated record